UUCCGUUAAAUUUCAGCUUCUUUAUCAUUUUUCGCUUCAAUUAAAGUGUUUAUUUUUUCGGUUUAUCUCAUGGAUAAUAUUUAUUAUUUUUAUUUCUUUAAAAAUUUAAUGCUAAUUUUUUAUUUCCAUUUUGGUUUACACAUACAUUACCUGUGAAUGCAAGUGUAAAUGGCUUAUUUUGCUGGAGGAAGAAUUCUAUGAUUCGGCUGCGCAAUUAGUUUUCAUUUGUAUAGUUAUUUAUUAUGGGUGAAAGAAAUGGAUUGUAGAAGAAAAGAGAAAUAAAUUUCAAUUUACUUUGUUGUGGAAUUCUAAAUUAGGAGGAAAUGUGCUUUGAAAUGUAGUUUUGGGAGGUUUAUGAUCUUAGGAUUCCAGUGUGGCCGUGAAGAGUUUGGUUCUCUGUUGGAAGGAGUUCCUCUAGUACCAGUGUGGCCGUGAAGAGUUUGGUUCUCUGUUGGAAGGAGUUCCUCUAGUAAGAGCCGGAUAGUACAUUGGGAUAUAUUGAAGAGACUAGAAUUUCCUAAUAUGGUGAAAAAGAGUUCAAAUUGUUGUUGGAAGGGGCCUGUGUGACAGUACCUUGGGGAUUAGGCCUCCCGGCUUAACAAGUAUGUCACUAGACUUCAAGGUCUUUGGCAGUAAUUCUUCUUAGCUUCAUUGGUGCACAAUGUAUUCAAGUUAGUAAGAUUGUUAUGUUGGCCUUUCUGGGGCUGAAAGGGUAAUUUAUAAAAUAGGCAAAAACUAAAAGAGAAUGCUAUUUUAAACUGUUUGGAAUGAAAGAGAUUCGAGACAGCAUUGCACAUGUAUCGAACACAAACUUAGAAAAAAUGGAAUGAAUGGUAUUAGCAAAUAUAUAUUCAAGCAAGGGCUCUGAUUGUGGUUAGAAAAAUAGUGCCAUUUGUAAUUUGAAAGAAAUUGUAACAAUUUUAGGUUUUUUUAUUUUUUUUUAUUUUUUGUUUUUUAAUAAUGAAUCUCUAUCAGGCUGGGUAUACUUAAUGGAAACUAUGACUCUAGAAGAAGUAAAAUGUAGAGAUUUGCAAAUUUGAAGCACUUCUUCAAGAUGCAAUUGGCUUAGUGGUUGGCGGUGGCUUAGUUAAGUUGUGUGUUAAGCUGCUUAGUUAUUGUAAUGCGUAGUCAAUUGCAUCUACUUAUGGUAAAUUUAAGAUUAUGAUUCCCUCAAUUGCUGCCCCAUUCUGGAUUAAAGCAAAAAAUUACUGUAUGUAUUUUACGGUUCACACCAUUUCUUGAGCCAACAAGUGUUGAAGGUUAAUUUGCUAACUUCCUGGGAUCUAUCCUAUAAAAACCAAAAUAAGAUUCACGAUAACUCUUGUGGGGCAUAUAGAGGUUUAAUGGAAGCUUAGCACGUGUUUUAUGGUUUUGACGCUUCAUAACAUGUGCUAUUUGACUCAUUUGGAUAAUAGCUUAAAGAGGUUUUUCGGAGGGGUAUUUACAGAAUUCUCUUAUAAAAGGAAUCUAGGUUUUCCUAUUUUCUUAUGCCAAUUGAACAUCCUUUGUUCUCGCUUUUCCUUGGCAACCUGCGAAUCUUAUUUUUGUUUUUCUAGAAUAGAACCCAGGAAGUUGGCAAGUUAACCUUCAACUCCUGUGGGCCAUAUAGUGGUUUAAUGGAAGCUUAACACGUGUUUUAUGGUUUUGAUGUUUCAUAACACGUGCUAUUUGACUAAUUUGGAUAAUAGCUUAAAGAGGUUUGUCAGAGUGGUAUUUACAGAAUUCUCUCAUAAAAGGAGUCUAGGUUUUCCUAUUUUCUUAUGCCAAUUGAACAUCCUUUGUUCUCACUUUUCCUUGGGAACCUGCAAAUCUUAUUUUGGUUUUUUUAGAAUAGAACCCAGGAAGUUGGCAAAUUAACCUUCAGCUCCUGUGGGCCAUGUAGUGGUUUCAUGGAAGCUUAACACGUGUUUUAUAGCUUUGACACUUCAUAACACGUGCUAUUUGACUCAUUUCAAUAAUGGCUUAAAGAGAUUUGUCGGAGGGGUAUUAACUGAAUGCUCUCGUAAAAGGAAUCUAUAUUUUCCUAUUUUCUUAUGCCAAUUGAACAUCCUUUGUUCUUGUUUUUCCUUGGCAACUUGCGAAUCUUAUUUUGGUUUUUCUAGAAUAGAACCCAGGGAGUUGGCAAAUUAACCUCCAACUCCUGUGGGGCAUAUAGUGACUUCAUGGAAGUUUAACACGUGUUUUAUAGAUUUGACGCUUCAUAACAUGUGCUAUUUUACUCAUUUGGGUAAUAGCUUAAAGAGGUUUGUUGGAGUGGUAUUUACAGAAUUCUCUCAUAAAAGGAGUCUAGGGUUUCCUAUUUUCUUAUGCAAAUUGAACAUACUUUGUUGUUGUUUUUCCUUGGCAACCUGCGAAUCUUAUUUUUGUUUUUCUAGAAUAGAACCCAGGAAGUUGGCAAAUUAACCUUCAACUCCUGUGGGGCAUAUAGUGGUUUAAUGGAAGCUUAACACGUGUUUUAUGGUUUUGACGCUUCAUAACACAUGUUAUUUGACUCAUUUGGAUAAUAGCUUAAAGAGGUUUUCCGGAGGGGUAUUUACAGAAUUCUCUCAUAAAAGGAGUCUAGGUUUUCCUAUUUUCUUAUGCCAAUUGAACAUCCUUUGUUCUCGCUUUUCCUUGGCAACCUGCGAAUCUUAUUUUGGUUUUUUUAGAAUAGAACCCAGGAAGUUGGCAAAUUAACCUUCACCUCCUGUGGGCCAUGUAGUGAUUUCAUGGACGCUUAACACGUGUUUUAUAGCUUUGACGCUUCAUAACACGUGCUAUUUGACUCAUUUGGAUAAUGGCUUAAAGAGAUUUUUGGGAGGGCUAUUUACAUAAUGCUCUCGUAAAAGGAAUCUAGGUUUUCCUACUUUCUUAGGAAAAUUAACAUCCUUUGUUCUUGUUUUUCCUUGGAAGCCUGCGAAUCUUGUUUUGGUUUCUCUAGAAUAGAACCCAGGAAGUUGGCAAAUUAACCUUCAACUCCUGUGGGGCAUAUAGUGGUUUCAUUGAAGCUUAACACGUGUUUUAUAGCUUUGACUCUUCAUAACACGUGCUAUUUGACUCAUUUGGAUAAUAGCUUAAAGAGGUUUUUCGGGAGGGGUAUUUACAGAAUUCUCUCAUAAAAGGAAUCUAGGUUUUCCUAUUUUCUUAUGCCAAUUGAACAUCCUUUGUUCUCGCUUUUCCUUGGCAACCUGCCAACCUCAGAUGAGGAUGAAAGUUUCUACCUCACAAGGUAUUGGACUGUAAGGAAGAGGAGGUUUUUUAUCAAUCAGGCUUCUGAACUACCGGAUGUGUUGCUAAGAGCACAUUUUAUAAUAUUAUUGCUUGUCCCUUAUUGACUAACUCUUUAUAUUCAAAUUCUGGUUCAAUGUGCUUGUCUCCAUUUCGUGCCAAUUUCUACGAUUUAGAUCUGUAUUACUGCUUAGAUUCUGAUAUUAUUUCCAUGAAAGAGAAUUGAUAUGUGUGUAAUGGUAGAGAAGUUUUUUUGCUCAUAGCUGAAAAGCAUGAGAGAUGACAUUUAGGGGACAAUUUUAGGGGCCAUAGCUUUUGCUGCAAAAUGUUGAAGGACUAGCUAGCACCAUAACCAUUUGUUUUUUGGGUGUGGGGGUUGGGAGAGAUAACUAACUGAUGUGCACAAGCACCAAAUUACACACCUGCUCUUUUUAUCAAAUUACAUGAACAUAACUGUUUACAUAGGUAUAUGUAUGUGUUUGUAGGUGGUGUUCCAUGUCCCUGUUACUAGAUAGAUUCUGUCACAUCCUCCAUGCUCCCUGUUUUAUAUAAUACAGAGUAACAUUCACAUAUUGCCUUCUAUCUUCCUCUUCUAUAUUUCUCCUUUCAAAAUUGCUUCCUUUUGGGUCAUUAAUAUGAAAAUGGAUGGUGCAACCUCUAAAAGAAGCUAACUUCCAAAGUAGAAGGGCGUUAAGACAAAUGCAAAGUGAACAAAUUUUAUUGAAUAAUAUGAAAGCUGCGUGAAGAAAUUUGUGGAGUAAACAAUGCCACCCAAUCAAAGAACCAGAAAAGCCUAUAAAGCUAUGAAAGAUAUUGGAAUUGAUGUCUCUGUGGUGAAACCAGUGUUGAAUGACCUUUUAAAAUUAUAUGAUAGAAAGUGGGCACACAUUGAAGCUGAGAAUUAUAGAGUCCUUGCAGAUGCUAUCUUUGAGAUGAAGUCAGAGGUUGCACAGAAUAAAGAGUCUGAGAAUAGUGAACAAGGACCUUUGGAGGAAGAAACCUUAUGCAAGGAGUCUGAAAAACCACUUAAGCGACUGCAGUCAAAACAUCAAGAUGAUCAACCUUCACUUUCCUGUGACAACUCUAGCUCCACCUUGGCUGGGGCAUCAUUCAAGAAGCCUAAAGUGAAGUGCAAUGAUGUAUCUGGUGAAAGUUGCCCGAGUGUCUUACAAGGCAUGGUGGCCUCACAUCAGCUCAGUCAUGGAGGGAGGGAAGCUCAAACCCCUUCUGCCUCAUAUCAGACAUAUACUAGAAGCAAAGGAAAGGAACCCAUUUUACCAAAACCUAUGGUGUUGCCAGAUAAAUCUCUUCCAACUCAGCCUGCUGGCGCUGACAGAAAUCAGACUAAUGUCUUGAGGAAGGCUAAGGCUGGACCAAAGCCUAGCUCUCAUCCAAUGCGGCUUAGAGAUAGACAAAGGAAACCUCAAACUCUUCAACCUGCCAGAGAUAAGACAUUGGCCCCUGGACAUUCUUCUCAUGUCUUACACCUUAAAGAGCCAAAGACUGAAGCUUGCCUUGUGCUAACCCCACAGCAGAAAAUGCUUACUGCUCAUGAUUUUAUAAAGCCUAAGGAUGAGCCAUUCACUGAUGAUGCGCCACACCCAGAGGUUCCCAUUGCUGUUAUCCCCUCUGAGUCAUUAUACAAGGAUGAUGUUCCAAGUGUAAAUGGUUUGCUAAAAGAUCACAGUGCUUCUGAAAACUUAGCAGCAGAUUCCAGUGGAGCCAUGGAUGGAACUUACUGUAUUGCAACUUCAUCCAGUGAAAUGAAAACCAAUCAGCAGCUGAUACAACAACUUUCUCCUCCUUGCAAUGGUGUGGAUGACAGGUCACUACCUGAGGAAGAUGCAUCUGGGAACAACCACUGCAAAGUUGCUGAAAAUGGUCAAAGUGUUCUUGAAGAGAUGAAUUCUCAAAGUCCAGAGGUUGUGGAGUCACUUCAAGUAUCUCAUGAUAACACAAGCUCUUUAAAUGAGGGCAUUGACAUUACUAAGGGGCAAGAAAAGAUUGCAAUUUCAGUAGUGAAUGAAGUUAAUAGCGAGCAUCCACCAUCCUUCCAGUACAUACCUCAAAAUACAGUAUUUCAGAAUGCAUAUGUAAAUAUUUCUCUGGCUCGUAUUGGGGAUGAUCAUAGUUGUUCAACUUGUUCUGGUGAUUGUUUGUCAUUGUCGGUACCUUGUGCUUGUGCAUAUGAAACUGGGGGUGAGUUUGCAUACACCGAAGAAGGCCUCGUCAAGGAAGAAUUUCUGAAAGAGUGUAUUUCUAUGAACCGUGACCCAGGAAAGCACUGCCAGUUCUACUGCACAGAGUGCCCACUUGAAAGAUCUAAAAACGACAACGUUAUAGAACCUUGCAAAGGUCAUCUAGUGAGGAAUUUCAUCAAAGAAUGCUGGAGGAAGUGUGGAUGUAAUAUACAGUGUGGCAAUCGUGUAGUACAACGAGGAAUUAGUCGAAAGUUACAGGUGUUUAUGACACCUGGAGGGAAAGGAUGGGGCCUACGCAGUCUAGAGGACCUGCCAAGAGGUGCAUUUGUUUGUGAAUAUGUUGGAGAAGUUCUUACCAAUGCAGAACUGUUUGAACGAGUUUCACGGGGCUCUAGUAGCGAGGAACACUCGUAUCCUGUGCUGCUUGAUGCUGAUUGGGCUGCUGAAGGUGUGUUAAAGGAUGAAGAAGCUUUGUGUUUGGAUGCUACCUAUUAUGGGAAUGUUGCGAGGUUUAUAAACCACAGAUGUUUUGAUUCAAAUUUAGUUGAGAUACCUGUUGAGAUAGAGACACCGGAUCACCACUACUAUCACCUUGCCUUCUUCACUACAAGAAAAGUUAAAGCCAUGGAAGAGCUGACUUGGGAUUAUGGAAUUGAUUUUGAUGAUGUUGAACACCCAAUCAAAGCAUUUAAAUGCCAAUGCGGGAGCAGGUUCUGCAGAAACGGCAGACGUUCAAGCAGGUCUAGAUCAAAGAGGAGGAGAUGAGAAUACAUUUGAUGAUUAUUUCAGCAGAGUAUGUUGUAUCAACCCUGCCCUGGAAAGCUGGUGGCUUGGUGAAGCUUUUGUUCAAAUCAAUGGAUCUUUGUUCUGGAUUUUUUUUAAUUGGUUUAUUUAUUUAAGAUAUUGAUCAGACCCUGUGCAUUGUUAUUAAUGCAGCCUGUUGUACAAUUAAUUAAAUUCUGCUCCCAGCCCCAGCUUUAAUGUUAAGGUUCAGUUUAUUAUCA
Ipomoea triloba (trilobed morning glory) is the source of this 6412-nucleotide messenger RNA. RefSeq names its product histone-lysine N-methyltransferase SUVR4-like. NCBI's taxonomy places the organism in Eukaryota, Viridiplantae, Streptophyta, Magnoliopsida, Solanales, Convolvulaceae. The transcript has 11 exons. Gene Ontology annotation, molecular function: protein binding; histone methyltransferase activity; zinc ion binding. Bases 3972 to 6173 code for a protein of 733 amino acids. Gene Ontology annotation, cellular component: nucleus. The record is from RefSeq and is a predicted model, not a curated record.